Messenger RNA from Calidris pugnax (ruff), 1722 nucleotides. Its product is annotated as band 4.1-like protein 2. The record is from RefSeq and is a predicted model, not a curated record. The transcript has 5 exons. NCBI's taxonomy places the organism in Eukaryota, Metazoa, Chordata, Aves, Charadriiformes, Scolopacidae. The coding region runs from base 1061 to 1552 and encodes 163 amino acids. Gene Ontology annotation, molecular function: structural molecule activity; actin binding. Gene Ontology annotation, cellular component: plasma membrane; cytoskeleton.
UGUUAUGUAAUUAUAGUCUAGAAUAAAGGGAUCGAGAGUAAAGGGAUGAAGUAUAUAACAGGAUCUUGAAGUAGGUGCAGUAGAUAUUUAGGGAGGCACACAUGGGUUCCAGUCACAACCAGUUAAUUUAAGCCAAGCAAGGUUAAAGGGUUCAUUACUGGGCAGACUUUUUAUAAAGAAGCAGAAAGGGAAAAAAAAUAAAGCACAGGGAUGCACCUCUUUGUAAAGUUGGUGUGAUCGUCUGCUGAGUUUUUCAGCAAUCGGAUGGGUUUUUUCCUAGUUAUCCACCUGCUUCUUCUUGUCGUGGAAAAGGAAUUCUAAAAAAAAAAACCAACUGUAGAAGGAAUUUAUUUUUCCCCUGGGGUUUCCCCCGUGUGCAUCCAAAUUCAGUGGGAGACAGCAACUGGUCAUCUAGAAAAAUAUCAAAAGGCUUUACUAGAUCUUUUUUUGUGUGUUUUAAUUUCUUAAAUAUAUUGAAAAUCUGCUCCAAUAAGAUAUCACGAGUUCCAUGGCUUACAGACCCCUGGUUCUUUGCUUUGUGAUAUGGCAGAGAACACGACUAACUCACUCCAAAUGGGUAAAAUGGCUUUCUAGGAUUGUCAAAAGAAGUCAUUGAUUUCCACAAUUAAUACGUUGAACGUAGACGGCUUAAAAUCCAAUUGUCAAAGUUGUUUUUCUGUUCCAGAAGUAGUACAUUUUAAGAAAUUUAAAUAUUUAUGUAAUUUUGACGGAGCAAUGGUAGAUAUUUUCCCAGAUCAGGUCUAAUAUGAAGCUUAGCCAUCAGAGCUAGCUCUCAGUUUCUUUAUGCAAACUAAGAUUUUUAUUUUUUUUUCCCUAGUGUUGCUCUUUUAAAUGUUUUCAAAACCUGUGUUGCAGCUUGGUUUUAGCCAUUGCUUUCUGUGAUGAGGAGUGUUGGCUGAAACACAGACCUUUGGCGAGGUUAUUAGGAGUUUAAAUUUUCCUGUAGACAAUAGAGGGCUGGUGCAUUAUUAGUCUUCAUUUCACUUAUUUAUUGCCUGCUUUGCAAUUGGGAAGGCACUCAAAUAUUUACCUGACAGUUAUGAUUUGGUUGUGUUUUCUUGGUCCACUUUCCAAACCUUCUUCUGUCUUUGGAAUUGACGGGUUGUUUCUUGCACCGCAGCCUCCAGUAGUGAAGACAGAGAUGGUGACCAUUUCAGAUGCCACACAGAGAACUGAAAUCUCCACUAAAGAAGUUCCAAUUGUUCAAACAGAAACUAAAACCAUCACAUACGAAUCUCCACAGUUUGAUGGCAGUGCUGGUGGCAACACCGGUGUGCUGCUGAGCGCGCAGACAAUUACAUCAGAGUCCAUUUCUACUACCACAACUACACACAUCACAAAGAUGGUAAAAGGUGGGGUAUCAGAAACAAGAAUUGAGAAGCGCAUCGUCAUCACUGGAGAUGCAGAUAUUGACCAUGACGAGGCCCUGGCACAGGCAAUCAAAGAAGCCAAAGAGCAGCACCCUGACAUGUCUGUCACGAGGGUGGUGGUGCACAAAGAAACAGAGCUGGCUGAGGAAGAUGAAGAGUAAGAUCAAAAAAAAUGUCCUCAAGCAAAUAUUUUAGAAAUACAACUGACACUGACCAUGACCAUGACCAUGAAGAACUGUAAUCAUUCCAAGUCAUCACUUCUCCACCAAACACACCGAGCCCAGCAGCGGUGACCAGAUGUUCAAGACUUAAAUGCCAAUACCAAACUCCA